CACAUAAAAACGCCCACAGUACAGUUCUCUGAUUCAGAAUAACCUGCUCUCACUUCUUGAUUGCACCCUCUCCAAGGACAAGAAUUUUAUGUGACUAUUUUUUUCUAAUAAGCUGGACACAAAGACACACUCAGUGAAGUUGAGACCAUAUAAGCUCAUUCUUUGCUCUUGGCAUUGGUUUGGGCCAUGCUGGACCUGAAGAAGUACCUCACAGAGGGCCUGAUCCAAGUGGCUAUUGUUCUCAGUCUGGCUGGGAUGCAUGUGGACGUGGAUCCUUACCUGCCCCCACUCAGCGAAAUCAUUUUGGACACCAGUUCAGCUAUACCUCAGACCCAAUUCCACAAUCUUCAAAACAUCCUGGAUGGAUGUAACCUACAUCCAAAGAGCAUAGACCUAGAUGGGUUCUUCACAACCCGCAGGCUCUUGAGUUGGGUGCGAUCCCUCGAUCGUCUGCAGGUGCCAGCAGCGGAGCUGGAUGCCUGGUUGGUCCACAGGGAGCCUGAGAAUGGAGUGUCUAUUUCGGCCCAGAUGGGCCUGCUUGUGGAGGAUGAUGGACUUGAGGAUGCAGAGGACUCCUCAGAGCUAAGCAUGAGGUUGGGAAGUGGAGGAGAAUUGGGAUAUGACAUAGCUGAAGAUGAAACUCUAGGCACUUUGGGGCAUAUGUCAAGAGGCCUCAACCAUUCAGACCACGAUGACCUAAUUAAAGAGGAAGGAGAUGGUAUGUCUUUAUUGUGGGAACAGGGACCUCCGCAAAACAUCCACCAGGACCAGUUGGAAAAUGUAGGAAUCCAACCUCUCACCUUGUUUGAUGAUGAUGAGGAGGAGGAAGAUGAGUUUAUGGUGGAUGGCUGGACAAAUACAAAUCCAUUUAGCAGCCAAAUGUUUGGAGAGGAUGUGCAGUUGUCUGGCAUAAGGGAGGACACUUCUCUUUCCAUUGAAGAGUGCUUGCGUUUCAUCGAUGUUAACUUCUCAGAAGAGGAUCCAGAGCUGACAGGUCCUGAUGUUCAGAAUGUAGAAGAACAUACACUUAAUUUCCAGAGGCCCCUCAUCUCACCCUUUUUGCCUGAACAGGAAUCCACAUUCAGCCUAGAGCAACAGUGGCAAGAUGUUUUGGCCAUCAUGGAGUCACAGGGCAUGGAUACAGUUGAAACAAUUAGUGAUUCUGUCCUCAGUAUGAGUGAGUCAGACAGGAGUGUUGGAUCCAUGGAAAACUUAAUUCAUCAGGAUGUUAGCCUUCACCAAGCCACCCUGCCACCAAUCACAGAAGGUCCCAGCACAAACAGCAUCAUGACGGAUGAAAACUCCAUGCAAAAUCUUAACUUGGAAACCUCUUCUAAUAUAAAUGUAGCUUUUGAAGACUCUGAUAUCAUAGAUCUCCUUCUGACCCCUGGGACUAAUAGUUCAGUUAACAGUAACAACCUACCUGCCUUGUUUGAGCAAGAAGGCCUAACAGUCCCUUUAGAUUCUCUUUUGGAAGAGGCCAUGCUUGAUGAAAUUGGCCUUAUCGAUUUUGCUUUGGAAGGAUUUAGCCAGACACAGCCUGCCCAAUUUGAGGAGCAAAACAAAGCAGAUUCUGACUCUGGUUUAUCCCUGAACUAUAGCCAAAGCCCCACUUCCACUAGUAGAUCUAUGUCUUCUAGUUCCUUAUCAUCUUCAUGCUCCUCAUCACCUUCCAGCCCAUCACCUGGUUUCAUGCCUGAGGAAGGGGCUGUGGGCUACACCAAUGUCAAGGAAGAGGAAGGAGCUGUAGGUGGCUACACGCCAGAAGAAACAAAAAUGUGUCAUAGAAGUUAUUUGGAAGCCAGGCAGUUUCAUCGUCUCCCCUGGCUUGAGCACAUUGGACAUGAUCACACCUACAACCAACCUCAAUCUUUCAGUCAGAAAAAAUAUACAAAACACCCCAUCGAUGAUCCAUUUGAGGAGAACACGCUGGAUCAUAUGUCGAGUCGGGAUGAGAAACAUGCUCGUGCCUUGAAUAUUCCAUUCCCCAACGAAUGUAUCAUAAAUUUACCUGUUGACGAGUUCAAUGAGUUGCUAGCAAAAUAUCGUCUCAACGAGGCUCAGCUCACGCUUAUCAGAGACAUACGUCGCAGGGGUAAAAACAAAAUGGCCGCACAAAACUGUAGACGAAGGAAACUAGGUAUCUUACUGGGAUUAGAGCGUAACGUAGAUGGCCUGCGACGCCACCGUGCUAGACUGCUCAGGGAAAAGUCUGAGAUCUCGUGCUCACUCAGGGAAAUUAAGCAAAGCCUAAACAGUCUGUAUCAAGAGGUAUACGAGAGGCUAAGAGAAGAACAGGGACUGCUCUACUCUGACAACAACUUCACCUUGCAGCAAAACAGCGUCAGCCCUGUUACACUUGUUUCACAACGCAGAUCAAAUUCUCAUUCCAAACGUAAACUUGGCAAGAGACAAAAAGACAAAAAGUGAAAGGGAAGACUAAGAUGAUAAGCUAAUGUUCAUUAGUUCUGCAGGCUAGACAAUGGAAUUACAAGAUCCAGUGAAAACAGGCUCAGGAGAAAUGCUCUCUGCUUAAGUCUACCUGCAGGUUUUCCAUGGUUCAAAGGAAAUUUGCACCAGGCAGGGUGUUUUUAACCCAAGGGAUCAUACAUAAAAAUUCACUACACAGCCUGUGUUGGCACAUAACGCAACAUCCACAGUUGUAAGACAAGGCAAAUAAUGCAAAAUACAUGGAAAGGAGGGAAAUUCAGAGUGGGCUACAAGAAAUUAGGCCAUUUUCAUGGACUCGAUGUGAACAUGACAUUGCAUGCUCCACAACAGACAUUAACCAGACAAUCCAUGCAACAUUGCCUUGCCAAAGUGUGCACUUGGGAGUCUGUACCAAUUGGGAUAUUAAAUAUUGGCCUCACAUUACAUGACAGCAAUAAAUAUCCAAUAAAGUAGGUAUUCAAAACUAUGGCCUCUCAUCUUCAACCACAGAGCCCCCUUGAAUUUCAAUGAGAGAAAUGGAUUUGUUGGUCUCGUUUAAUUGAUCAGUGGUUCUCACCCUUUUUGACUCUGUGGCCCAACAUUGGCCAAGAUUAUUUUCAAAGCUCCCAAUUUGGAGUGACAAUAGAUUACAACCAUUUAUCACAAUUUCAUGAGUCCCGAGGUUUCAAUAACUGUUAGUUUUGCAUGUUGAAGGUCUAAAUUUUGAUGUGAAGUGCCUUUACCAUUUUAAUUAUUUAAACCGGUCAUCUUCCCCCCCUUGAAAGUAUAUUGAGGCCUCAGUUUCCUGGUUCAGAACUACUGUAAUAGAUCACAUUACUGUAAUGUAAUGGUAAAAUGUAAGUGUACAAAAUAUAGGUUAUGCAACUUGAUUUACAUUGUUAAAUGUUUUGUAAAAUAAUAAAAAUAAUUUAUAUUAAAUUGUUUAUGCACCUUGUUAAAUAUUUUGCAGUG
Molecule: messenger RNA, 3402 nt
Organism: Xyrauchen texanus (razorback sucker)
Lineage: Eukaryota; Metazoa; Chordata; Actinopteri; Cypriniformes; Catostomidae
Gene: nfe2l1a
Product: nfe2 like bZIP transcription factor 1a
Exons: 6
Coding region: 187-2430 (747 amino acids)
Biological process (GO): regulation of transcription by RNA polymerase II
Cellular component (GO): nucleus
Molecular function (GO): RNA polymerase II cis-regulatory region sequence-specific DNA binding; DNA-binding transcription factor activity, RNA polymerase II-specific
Source: RefSeq, a predicted model, not a curated record